This is a messenger RNA of Lucilia sericata (common green bottle fly), 2150 nucleotides long. RefSeq names its product transmembrane protein 104 homolog. The transcript has 5 exons. Lineage: Eukaryota; Metazoa; Arthropoda; Insecta; Diptera; Calliphoridae. The record is from RefSeq and is a predicted model, not a curated record. The coding region runs from base 374 to 1975 and encodes 533 amino acids.
AUAAAAACAGUAAGCAAAGCAGAAGACAAAAUGCAAAAACAAUUUGUAUACCAUUACUAAAAUAACAAAGAAAAAUCGGCGAAAUACAAAAAAAAAAAAGAUUGUGAAAAAAUUUCACUACAGAACUACGACAGCAGCGAUAAGCUAGUCCAGAUUACAGCGGGCAAACCGAAGUAGAGUUGUGGAAGACAAUCACAAUAGCAAACGCACAAAAGACAAAAAACUAAGGAAAAUUAUACGGGGCAAUGGUCAUGAAGGAAAGUUGAAAAUAUCAAAACGCAUUUAUCUUUUAUAAACGGUGAAUCACAGCAGCCCAUAACUAUCUCCACAGAGUAAAAAUAUUAAUUAAGUGGACUGUGUGGCAAGUGUUAAAAUGCCUGAAAAUAUACGAACAACUACCCGCAGCUCAUUGAAUGGAGUGGGUUUCAUAUUCAUCUUCAAUUUGAUAGUGGGCACUGGUGCCCUUACUUUGCCCGGUGUUUUUGCUAAAGCUGGCUGGUUUCUCUCCCUGAUUAUAAUAAUUUUAUUGGCCAUUAUAUCCUAUAUAACGGUGACUUUCAUCAUUGAAGCCAUGGCCGCCGCCAAUGCAGUGAAAACGUGGCAAAAUUUACAGGUUCUUAAACGUAGUUACGAUUUUGAUUCCCGCGAAGAUUUGCCCUCAGCAUCGGCUUCCGUAGAUGAAGCUGAUUUUGAUACAGAUGAUCCCUCGGCCUCGUUAUUACCACCCAGUCAUGAUGCUAGCGCACGUCUGGAACGUAUGCCUCUCUAUGCUCAUGGCUCCACUUUGGUCUACUAUAAACUAGAUGACAAAUUUGAAUUGGGUGAAAUGGCUACUUUGUUUUUCAAUGAUUUCGGUCGAGUAUUCUUCUAUCUUUGCAUUUCUAUUUAUCUGUAUGGUGAUUUGAGCAUUUAUUCAGCUGCUGUUGCCAAAAGUUUGCGUGAUUUGUUUUGUGAUCAUCAAAAUCCAAACAAUUUCACCGAUCAUGAUCUCAGUAUUGAUGCAUUAAAUUUGAUUGGGUCCAGUAAUGACACCGACGAUGCCGUACAACAAUGUUGGAAAACUCAUAAUCUUACACGUCUUGAUGUGUAUCGCUUAUUUCUGGUUGGAUUCACUGUCAUCUUUGGACCAUUUGUUGCAUUUAGUGUACAAAAAACAAAAUAUUUACAAAUUAUCACCGUCAUCUUUAGAUGGUGUGCUUUUAUAUUCAUGAUCUCCAUUGCAUUGAAAUUGCUUAUAACAGAAGGUGCCAAAGGUCAUCCCGUAUCAAUGAAUAUUUAUGGUGUACCCGCUUUAUUUGGUGCUUGUGUUUAUUCGUUUAUGUGCCAUCAUUCGUUGCCCAGUCUGCUGGCGCCCAUACGUGAUAAACUGGCCGUUCGUCGUAUAUUGUGUGCUGAUUAUAUAGUGAUAUGUUUGUUUUACAUACUGCUGGCCAUGACUGGUAUCUUUGCAUUUGAACGUUUGCAAGAUUUGUAUACAUUGAAUUUUAUACCAGACCAAACAGAUGACCAUAGUUUUAAGGCCGAACUCCUGGUGGUGAUAGAUUACUUUUUGGCUUUGUUUCCCGUGUUUACAUUGUCGGCCAGUUUCCCCAUUAUAGCCAUAACAUUGCGUAAUAAUUUGCAAACUUUAUUCUUAGAUAUGACACGUUUUGAGUCAUAUAAUUUCUUUGUAAGACGCAUUUCAUUUCCUCUAAUGGCGAUAGUGCCACCAUUUGCCAUCACUUACUUUACGGAGAAUUUAACCAGUCUAGUGGCCUUUACGGGCAGUUAUGCAGGUGCCGGUAUACAAUAUAUAAUACCCAUUGCUUUGGUAUAUUAUGCACGCAAUACUUGUCGUGAACUGUUGGGCAGUGGUGUGGUCAAUGAUUACCAAAGUCCUUUUCGCAGUAUAUACUGGUUGGCUUUUGUUUUAAUGUGGGCUUUGGGUUGCAUUAGUCUGGUUACUUUGAAUUUCUUUUUAGAUACUAAGUCUUAAAGUUUUUUUCAUUUUCUAUGCUCUCUUUUAACUAAUGUUAAGUAAGUCUUCCUUUAUUUAAGGUUUUUUAAACCUUUUUAGAAAAAAAAGUUACAAAAAAAAUGUUUUAUCUUCAAAAUAUUUUUAAAAACUGUUCGUUCAUGUGCUCAAUUAAAGAAAGAAUUAAAAAAUUAAA